Messenger RNA from Vigna angularis (adzuki bean), 1254 nucleotides. RefSeq lists its product as uncharacterized. The transcript has 2 exons. The record is from RefSeq and is a predicted model, not a curated record. Bases 1 to 1254 code for a protein of 417 amino acids. Lineage: Eukaryota; Viridiplantae; Streptophyta; Magnoliopsida; Fabales; Fabaceae.
AUGGAGCGAAUUUAUGAUGCCACGAGGUGCCCGGACGAAAAUCGCUUGGCGUUCACUGAGUAUUUACUGACUGGUGAGGCCAGCCACUGGUGGACGAGCGUGAAGGCUAUUUUGGCGGACGCUCACAGUCCCAUCUCUUGGGCAGUUUUCAGAAGUAAAUUCUAUGAAGAAUACUUCCCAGACAACGUUCGUUACGCCAAGGAAGUUGAGUUCCUUCAAUUGGUACAAGGUGGGAAGUCUGUGUCGGAGUAUACCAACACGUUCAAGCAUUUGUUGAGGUUCAAUACUAUGGCCACCAGUGAAGAGUGGCAGUGCCGGAAAUUUGAGAAUGGAUUAAGGAGUGAUCUGAAAGUGCUGAUAUCCAGCCUUUGUAUUAAGUCAUUCCCUUCAAUGGUCGAGAGGGCCAAGGUGUUAGAGAAGAAUGUGGCUGAAGUAGAACAACAGAAGAAACAACAAGCAGCCAGGGGACCGAUUCUAUCAAGAACAAAUCUGAAUCGGAAUAGGACGUCGUACGCUCGACCAACACAGUCAAGUGGGUCUCAGGCGAUGGUUGUUGCUGGACAGUCUGGACAGCAAGGGGCGGUCAGAUGUUUUCAGUGUGGAGGACCCCAUUUCAAGUCAGUCUGCCCUCAGUUGGAUGGCAGCUCUCGGCUUUGUAUUGACUACCGUCAGUUAAAUAAGCUGACCAUCAAGAACAAGUAUCUGUUACCUCGGAUUGACGAUCUACUGGAUCAGCUACACGGAGCGAUCGUAUUUUCCAAGAUUGAUUUACGAUCGGGAUAUCACCAGAUUCGGGUAAAGGAAGAAGACAUCCAGAAGACUGCAUUUAGAUCUCGUUACGGACACUACGAGUAUGUAGUGAUGCCGUUCGGUGUGACGAACGCACCGGCAAUCUUCAUGGAUUACAUGAAUCGUAUCUUCAGGCAAUAUCUGGACAAGUUCGUAGUGGUGUUCAUUGAUGACAUCCUCAUCUACUCCAAGAGCCAUGAAGAACAUGAGGAACACUUGAGGGUUGUACUUGGCGUCUUGAAGGAAAAGGAACUGUACGCCAAGUUAUCAAAGUGUGAAUUUUGGAUGAAGAGCAUACAGUUCUUGGGGCACAUUGUGUCGGCUGAAGGGAUCUCUGUAGACCCGGCAAAAGUACGAGCAGUUUUGGAAUGGGAAAGUCCGCGUUCGAUCACGGAAGUCCGCAGUUUUGUUGGUCUUGCGGGCUACUAUAGGCGCUUUAUCGAAUCGAAGGAUUUUCUAAGAUAG